Messenger RNA from Diabrotica virgifera virgifera (western corn rootworm), 1249 nucleotides. RefSeq lists its product as uncharacterized. The transcript has 3 exons. The coding region runs from base 89 to 706 and encodes 205 amino acids. The record is from RefSeq and is a predicted model, not a curated record. Lineage: Eukaryota; Metazoa; Arthropoda; Insecta; Coleoptera; Chrysomelidae.
GCCUACUUCUUCUGUUGUGUUUGACGUUAAUGUGCAUGUGUACCAGUGAUAUGGGGAUUGUACGGAAGAAAAUAAAAAAAUAUAGAAAAUGGAUAAGUGGCUUUCCAGUUUUAAGAGUAAACAAAAGGAAAGAGAGAGGCCAAAUGAGACAAAUAAACAAAAUUCCCCAGCAUCACUAGAUAUCGAAAAGCCAGGUUGCAGUAAUCGAGUUGAGGACUCCCCUAAUUAUGCUGCUCCCACAUUGAGUGACAAUGGCGAUAAUAAUGAUAAGGGUGAUGAUCCUACAAUACCAACCAAAAAAAAAAUAAAAUCCGAGAAAGGGUCAAAGACAGAAAAAAGGAAGACUUUUAACAGCUCUUGGAUAAGUGUACCACAGUUCAUGAAUUGGCUGGAAAAAUCAAUAAAACAACCAUCAUCUGAUGGUAAUGAGUACGCCUAUUGCAAGGUAUGUAAUUUUGAUAUUGUAGCACAUAAAAGUGUAUUAUUAAAACAUUCAACAAGUGAAAGGCAUAAAUUAAAUUGGACAAAAGUAGCGACCAACACUACACUCACUGAAUUGUAUAAACCAAAGGCUGAUGAUGUAGCUGUAAAAACGCCAGAGUUAAAGUUAUGCGCCUUGUUAGUAAGCAAUAAUCUGCCAUUUUUAUUAGUAGACACCCUAACUCCUUUAAUUCAAAAUAUAUGUCCUGACUCCAAAAAUUGCUAAGAAAUUACAUUUAAAACGAACCGAAGCUACAUCAAUUAUGUGCAAUAACUUGGGGUAUAAUUUUCUUGAAGAAUUAUAUAUUAAAUUAAGGGAGCCAGGAUGUUUUUUUUUUCUUUGGUUAUGGAUAGUGUGACCAACUAGCCCGAAAAAUCCGGGACAUGGCCCGAAUUACGAAGUUGUGUCCCGGACAAGGCUUCCGGGCCAUCCGAAUUUUCAACUUUUUGGUAAAAACCUAUAUUUCCGUUUUUAUUCUAAGAAUUUACAUCAAAUUAAAUUGUUGAGACGAAAAAAAAUUUUUAUCGUGGUAUAAAUUUUACUAGUUCUAUGAAAGAAAACUGUUGAAUACCCAGUAAAAAUAAGCAACGGCAAAUCUAGGGGAUUUUUGUUAUUGUAUGAUGUAGUUGGAAACAAUGUUAUAUAAGUGUCAGAUGUCAACUAAAAAAAAAAAAAAUGUGUCAAAAAGAAAAAUAAAUGUUGAUUUUGAUGUUUAAGUUAUUUGUAGAAUUAUUGAGUUUUCUUUUAAAAUAAAACUGACUAGAAGUA